This is a messenger RNA of Haemorhous mexicanus (house finch), 508 nucleotides long. It is a transcript of the gene PPP1R17, whose product is annotated as protein phosphatase 1 regulatory subunit 17. NCBI's taxonomy places the organism in Eukaryota, Metazoa, Chordata, Aves, Passeriformes, Fringillidae. Gene Ontology annotation, biological process: regulation of phosphatase activity. Bases 53 to 508 code for a protein of 151 amino acids. The transcript has 3 exons. The record is from RefSeq and is a predicted model, not a curated record. Gene Ontology annotation, molecular function: protein phosphatase inhibitor activity.
AUAUGUCUGUUUUAUGUCCUGCUGCUGAAUUUCUUUUAAAUUUUUUUUCUUUAUGUGGUGUAGUAUCUUCAUAGGAAGAGAAAAGGCUGUUUCAAUGAUGUCAACAGAAUGUGCUAAGCCACUUGAUAUCCCAGAUGACAGACUGGACAAGCAAGAUUCGCAAUGUAACCAUUUAGAAGAUCUUUCAGAGCAGCUGAUUAAGAGCUGUGACCUCAAAAAUAAACCAAGAAAAGGUAAAACUCUCACAGACUCUCAGAAGACUGAACAGGAGCAAAAGAAGCCAAAGAGAAAAGAUACACCGGCUUUGCACACUCCACCACCUCUAAUAGGCAUAGUUUCAGACUCAUCUGAAAAUCUGCUGAAAAGCUAUGGUAUCCCAGAGAAGUCACAGAGAGAGAGAGUCACUCCAAUGCCUCAAAUGACUGAACUGGAGCAGAAAAAGCCCAGAAGAAAAGAUACACCGGCAAUACACAUCCCACCUUUGAUAAUAGGUAAGAAACUUAGGUAA